Messenger RNA from Populus euphratica (Euphrates poplar), 1000 nucleotides. RefSeq lists its product as uncharacterized. Bases 245 to 820 code for a protein of 191 amino acids. The transcript has 5 exons. NCBI's taxonomy places the organism in Eukaryota, Viridiplantae, Streptophyta, Magnoliopsida, Malpighiales, Salicaceae. The record is from RefSeq and is a predicted model, not a curated record.
GGGAUUGGAAUUGUUAAAAAAGAAAACAGCCACUUCUAGAAAGGGCGUGUUCACCUGGAAAGUCUUUAAACGGAAACCUUAGUAGAGAAGUAUUCACUGACCCUCUUGCUCUCUCCCCUCAUCGCACGGAUGAAACACGUCUUCGCGCGAUUGCUGUCUAAAUCCCCUAUAUAACCAAUUUCAAAGUACUUUGUCGUUCGAAGGGUUUUCUGUAGUAACGAAAAGUCUUCUCAUCAAGUGAGCAAUGGUGGAUCUUGAUGCUUCGAAGACUGGUGAUAGCAUCCCUCAGGAAGGAGGCAGGGGGAAAUUGAAUGAAAACCCCAUGAACCUGCUGCAAGGUGGAGAAAGGACUGUUGCUGGAGUUUCACCAGAGCAGAAAGUGAAAAAGAGAAAAGCAAGCAAGUGUGGGAAACGUGUGAAGAAGAGGGAAUCAAAAGGGAUGGUGCAUUUGCUACGUGCUAUUGUUGAAGAAAAUGAGAAGAUCAAGAGUGGAAAUGACAUCUUAAAGCAGAAGUUGCAACUUAGGCAGGAUGGCAUCGAAAUUCAGAAAACUGAACUUUGCGUUUCGCUGAACAAAACAAUCACCGUUCAAGAAAACCUUGUGGAAGCAUUGUGUCAAGAGCCAUCAUUCCAAAGCCUGAUGGUGGGAUCUAACCAUCUUAAUGUGGCGCAGUAUGCUAUGUUGUUCCCAAACGCCGACGGGGACGUUAGGCUGCCAUCCAAGGCAAACCAGUCCUUCAAUGACAUUGCUGAACUGAAGCAUCGUUUUAUGGUGAGCAGCAACAAAAUUGAACUUUUAUGCCAAAUGAUCAUAAAAUGAAAAACCUGAAGAAGAAGCAUGAAAAGGUAACAAGCAAAAUUUGCUUAACGUUAUCACAAGCAUUGAAUUGAAUUUAAGAAGUGUUGAACUUGUUUAAUCCUGUUUGAUAAGCACUGUACAAAAAAGUUUGUCAUUGUGUGGAUAUUUAAAAAAUUGGCUUUGCAGGUAUUUGAUUGAAAA